CAAAUUUCUAACAAAAAUUAUCAAACUUGUAAGUAUAACUGCUAGCAUAUAUAGGUGAACGUGUUGAUGAAUUUUAUUUUUGUUUGUCUUGAAAUAUAAGAGAUGUUGCUGAAUCAACCUGACAGUUAAUCAAUAUGAGGUGCGCUACUGUGGUUUUCAUUCUUUUCGGACUGUUACAGGUCUCAUUUUCAGAGUCCAGUUCAGAGGAAGACUCGUCAUAUACCGAAGAAGAUGAUAGUGAUUACCACGAGGUCGAAAGCGACUUAAAACAUUCCGGAAUUUCCCAUGAAAGUUUACAUCUUAAUGGAUUCCGAAAUGGCUCAAUGCUGCAAACAAAUGAUCCACAACUUUGGUCUUCAAACUCUCAACUAACUGAUAGAGCCACUUUGGAAGGAGCAAGUGGCCUCAGGGGACACUCCGGUUCUCAAAAAAUCGGCCAACAAGGACUCAACAACCAAAAUUAUUCGAGAGCUCAACCUCAAAACAAUCAUGAAAAAAAACAUAAGAUCAUUCAUCAUGGUUCCAAACAUCAAGAAUUCAAACCCAUCUAUGUACAUUUCUGAAAGUAAUAGACGAGAAUGAAAUUUGUUUUCUUGCUUUAUGUAAUCUUUAAAACCUUAUCCCUUC
Molecule: messenger RNA, 627 nt
Organism: Nezara viridula (southern green stink bug)
Lineage: Eukaryota; Metazoa; Arthropoda; Insecta; Hemiptera; Pentatomidae
Source: the annotation of a GenBank genome assembly